Messenger RNA from Eurypyga helias (sunbittern), 844 nucleotides. Its product is annotated as tubulin polyglutamylase TTLL5-like. The record is from RefSeq and is a predicted model, not a curated record. Lineage: Eukaryota; Metazoa; Chordata; Aves; Eurypygiformes; Eurypygidae. The transcript is spliced from 6 exons. The annotation marks the transcript as partial.
AGCAGGUGUUAACAGAAAGCUGGAUAUGAAGCUGGAAGCUGUAGACUCUCAUGCUCUCUUUUAUGAAAGAAAGCUUGUGUCACUGGAGUUACGGAAGCGCCGGCGAUGUCAUGGCAAAGUUAGAGCAGCACGGACAAGAUCGUCAGGGACAUCAGCGCCAACAAAGCUGUCCCUCAAGUCAGACACAGAAGGUGAGGAGGAAGAGGAGGUGGAUGCAGAUGAAGAACUAGAUAGAACUGUUGGCUCUCUUUCGAACACCGAGGUGAAAAGCAAGCCAAAGCUCUCUGACUUGGUGAAAACUACUUGUAAGGAGAAGUUGCCAAAAAAACUUGACAAGAAAACUGGAGAUGGAGAACUGUUACUUCGAAAAACAGACUCAGAAUCUCAGGUUAACUUGCUGCAGAUUCUUCAAAAGCAUGGAAACCUGAGCAAAGUGCAAGCUCGCAGGGCUUUCUCUGCCUACCUAAAGCACGUUCAGUUGCGACUGAUGAAGGAGGUCGGUGACCAGAUCAAGAAUCCUGCUUGGGCUGCCAAAGAGGAUGAGCUAAUGGAGCUUGUGGUACGUUUUCUGAAGCGAGCUGCCAGCAAUCUCCAGCAGUCCUUGAGGAUGCUGCUCCCCAGCCGUCGUUUAGGACUAAAUGAUCGUCGUCGUAUCCUGGCUCACCAGCUGGGCGAGUUCAUCAUCUGUUAUAACAAGGAAACAGAGCAGAUGGUUCAGAAGCAAUCAAAAAAGAAACAGGAAGAGGAGCAGGAGGGAGCGAAUCCUGAAGAUUUUCAGAAAUUUAUUACCAAAGCAAGGAACUCUCCAGAUCUGGACUUUGAGAUGAGGAAGGAAGGGAAUUAG